CUACGAUGACGGACCGUCCCCUGACACACCCCGGCUUUUGGAUUAUCUUGCCUCCCAGAAUUUGCACUCGACGUUCUUUGUUUAUGUUUCGACUCCUGUUGUUAUGACAUUAGCUCACAUUUGGAUAGCAUGGUCGCAUCCCGCUCUUACUACUCUUACUAACGAGCAAAUCGUUGCCGAGCUCGGGUGGACCGCCAAGAUCAUCAAGGACGUCACUGGUGUAACUCCCAAUACUUUCCGACCACCUUAUGGUGAUAUCGACGACCGUGUUCGUGCCAUUGGCCAAGCUAUGGGCUUCACCGCCGUCAUCUGGACCGGAUACAACAACGACAACUUUGACACGAACGACUGGCACAUUGGAGCCGGAACCGUCAGCGCAUCCGGUGUCAUUGCCGGG
Messenger RNA from Acaulospora colombiana, 397 nucleotides. The record is from the annotation of a GenBank genome assembly. NCBI's taxonomy places the organism in Eukaryota, Fungi, Glomeromycota, Glomeromycetes, Diversisporales, Acaulosporaceae.